AUGGUCGAGCAGCCUACCUCUGAUUGGCAGGUGGAGCAGACAGGCCACAUCGUGUUUGGUGAUCGUCAACUCCCCAACAGGAAGGUGGAAAGAAGACGUCUCAUUGUGCCACCGCUCGACAAAAGCGUCUUGCAUUUCGUGGCUGAUGGUAUGGAAAUUCCGCUUCAGAUUUGUCAAAAAAAAAACGAGACAACUGUAGAUACCACCGAUGUUUUCACUACUUCACAAAGAUUUGUCACACUGGAAGAGGUUAUUCGAUGGGUUAAAGAGACUGGAAUCAACAAUAGAGUGACCGUUAUCAUCGCCCGUUCAGACACCGAAACAGAUAGAUUAGAAGGUCAUUCUUUUGUUGGUAGGUUGACAACAGAUGAGAAGCAGCAUGUUGCUGAUUUGACAAAGAGACAUGUUCCGCUUAGACACAUAUUGAUUUCCUUACAAGAGCGAGAUCCUGAAAAUUUCACUCGGAUCACCCAAAUAUACAAGCAUAAGAGUGUGAUAGAAGCAGAGAUAAGAGGUCCAAAAAGUGACAUACAACAUUUGCUUAAGCUUAUAAAGGAGGCGAACUAUGUUUAUUGGAGUAGGAAAAGGGAUGAUUCGGAAGUUGUGAGAGAUAUUUUUUGGGCUCAUCCAGAUUCAGUAAAGUUGCUGAAUCUUUUUCCAACUGUCUUGAUUAUGGACGCCACAUAUAAGACCAACAAAUAUAGACAACCUAUUUUUGAAAUAGUUGGCAUGACAUCGACCGAGUUGAAAUUUGCGGUUGCAUUUGCUUAUAUGGAGUGUGAGCAGACAUAG
Molecule: messenger RNA, 792 nt
Organism: Vicia villosa (hairy vetch)
Lineage: Eukaryota; Viridiplantae; Streptophyta; Magnoliopsida; Fabales; Fabaceae
Exons: 3
Coding region: 1-792 (263 amino acids)
Source: RefSeq, a predicted model, not a curated record